Messenger RNA from Xyrauchen texanus (razorback sucker), 6477 nucleotides. RefSeq names its product gastrula zinc finger protein XlCGF7.1-like. The record is from RefSeq and is a predicted model, not a curated record. NCBI's taxonomy places the organism in Eukaryota, Metazoa, Chordata, Actinopteri, Cypriniformes, Catostomidae. Gene Ontology annotation, biological process: regulation of transcription by RNA polymerase II. Gene Ontology annotation, cellular component: nucleus. The transcript is spliced from 4 exons. Gene Ontology annotation, molecular function: DNA-binding transcription factor activity, RNA polymerase II-specific; RNA polymerase II cis-regulatory region sequence-specific DNA binding. The coding region runs from base 147 to 1091 and encodes 314 amino acids.
CUUCACACUGCAGAACGUCCUGUUUUUCCAGCCGUUGUAUCAAAUACAACACGAACUCUGACAGUACGCGAUUUCUGACGCAGGGUCUGUUUCAGAAUUACUGUAGAUCAAUAUUAGAGGCCAAUAAGAUCACAGCUGCAGCCCUGAUGGAAGUCAAUAAAGUGAAGGAGAAACAUUAUCAUCACUCACACACUGAAGAGAAGAGAAGAGGAGAUGAAAAAUCUGCAACCUGCCCUGUAUAUGCAAAGAGUUCCACAUGUAAAGAAUCCUUUUCGAGACACAAAAGAGUUCACACUGGAGAGAAACUGCACACAUGUCAUCAGUGUGGAAAGAGUUUUACAAUUAAAGCAAAACUUCGGAAUCACAUGAGAAUCCACACAGGAGAGAAACCGUACACAUGUAAUCAGUGUGGAAAGAGUUUCAUACGAAAAGAACAUCUUAUGAGGCACAUGAGAAUUCACACUGGAGAGAAGCCGUACACAUGUGAUCAGUGUGGAAAGAGUUUCAAUGAUAAAGCAAACUUAAAGAGUCACAUGAAGGUUCACACUGGAGAGAAGCCACACACUUGCCAUCAGUGCGGAAAGAGUUUUGCACAUCUGAACGAUUUAAAAAAGCACCAGAAUAUACACAGCGGUGUGAAAAAUUAUGUGUGCUUUGAGUGUGUGAAGACUUUUACUACAGUCGGCGAAUUGAAACAGCACCAAAAAAGUCACACAGGAGAAAAACCUUACAAGUGUUCAAACUGUGACAAGAGAUUCACUCGGUUAGAAUCCCUUAAAGCACAUAAGAGAAUCUACACUGGAGAAAAACCAUACAAGUGUUCACACUGUGACAAAAGAUUCACUCAGAGAAGGUCCCUGAAAUUACAUGAGAGAAUUCACACUGGAGAGAAACCUUUCAAGUGUUCACACUGUGACAAGAGAUUUACUCAGUCAUCAAGUCUGAAAACACAUGAGAGGAUCCACACUGGAGAGAAGCCACACCACUGCGCUUCAUGUGGGAGGAGUUUCAUCCAAAUUAGUCAUCUAAUGGGUCAUAUGAAAAGGUGUCAUCCAAGCCUUUGUUGUGAAUCAUGGGGGAAGAGUUCAUGAUUACAUCAUGACUACAAUUAUAUGCUUGUGAUCUCACACUGGAUCCAGACGCAGUAAACGCUCAUCUUGUUCUGUCUGAGGAGAACAGAAAGGUGACACGUGUUGAAGGGCGUCCUGAUCAUCCAGAGAGAUUUGAUGUGUAUCCUCAGGUUAUGUGUUGAGAGACUGUCUGGACGCUGUAACUGGGAGAUUGAAUACAGUUGACGUGAUGUUUAUAUUAGUGGUCAGCUGAUAUAUUGCAGAGGCCGAUAUUCAGAUGUUUUUAAUUAUCGCAUCGACUGAUACAUUUUCCCAUUUGGCCGAUUUAUUUCUUGAGGGCGCUGAGAAUCGGCUGCUUGCAUGUGAAGACUGAGACAUGUAAACGACCAGUCACAGUUAGUUUUGUUGUUACGUGCAUCGUGUUACUAAAAUAACAGACCGGUGUUCAACACAGCGUCAUUUAAAUGGUCCACAUAUCAGAGCCAUGUCAGACACGUUUGAACUCAUAAUGUUAAAGUGCUCACCUGUUUAGUUCUCUCUCCUCAACAGUUCCACGUAACUUUUAAUUGUCUUAUUAAAUGAUAAAAAGGCAAAUAUCAAUAAAAGUGUCAUAUACCGUCUGCAAAUAUGCCAUUAUCUUGUUUAAACAAAUGUAAUAAACCAACCUCACACAACUUCAGCAGAUCCAGCAUCCUGUUGAGUGCUCAUAUUUCUUCCUCAACAGUUCCCUGUAACGUUUAACUUUUCUAAUGAUAAAAGACAAAUAUCAAUAAAACUUGUAUUAUAUACCAUAUGCAGAUAUCUCGUUUAAACAGAUGUAAUUCAUGGACGUCACGAAAGUCCAGUGUUUUCUUCCCAUUGAGCGUUCAUUUAAUAUCUUCCAUUUAAUAUUAAGCAUGUAUUUUAUCAGCCAGAAUAAAAACUUCAGCAUCAAAAGUUCCUCUUCACAAAUCAUGACGGUCACUCUGUGACAAUCCAAGCAGGUGAUCCAGGUCAUUUAAACUGUCAGGAGAUUGCUGCUCAUCUGCAUGGGCAUGUGAGAGCAUCUUCAAAGUAAAAGUGCUUCACGUGCGCUAUAAGUAAACGUCUUAUUCAAUAUGCACUGUGUGUACAAUUGGUUUGAUUUGGUAUUUGAGUAAAUGCAAUAGCUAACGUGGACAUGCCAUCCAUGGUUGCUGGACUACUGCGAGUACUGUUAUUUCCUUAAUAUAUUUACAAUUUCUUCAUGUACAAAUUAAGUUUGAUGACUAAACAGAAAUCAGAAGAAACUGCUAUCUACCAUUUUAAAAUACAAUAUUAUUUUAGAUUUUAGAUUAUUAUAAGUUAGUAUAAGAGUAAAUAUAGUGCUAAAUAAGAUUUAAUAAUAGUUUUUUUUUUUUUUGCAAUUUUAUGUUUUUAUUAGUUCAUCCAUCCAUCCAUCCAUCGUCAACCGCUUAUCCUGUGUACAGGGUCGCGGGGGGCUGGAGCCUAUCUUAGCUAACAUUGGGCGAAAGGCGGGGGACACCCUGGACAGGUCGCCAGUCCAUCGCAGGUUUUUCAUGCUGUUUUUAUUAGUUACUAUAUUAAAUUGUUUGAUAUUGGAUAUCAGCAUCAGCCAUUAAAAAACACAUAUCGGUCCACCACUAGUAGGACAGAAUCACAAUUUGUUCUGCCGUUAACUAUUUAGAGACUGCAGGAAUUGCUUUCUAUUUAUGUUUGUCAUGCUGUCAUUAUUCUGAUGUGGUUUAGUAAAACACAAGCAAAACUAUUUUCUGUUUUUCUAAGUUAUGUCUGCGUAAUAUGUCUGGGAGUCUCUGUGAAUUUUCAGCUAUUUUUCCAUGUGUUUUUUUUUGUACAAUUGCUUUAUUUGUGAUGUACAAUAUCAAAAAUCAACCUUUUAUUUUUCUGAUAUAUCUUAGAAACACCAUCUUUAAAAUGGCAUAUCAUAACAAUAUAAACUGUCUGGUCACUUCACAUGUCAGUUCUUGGAUAGAAUAAGCUGCAAUCUUGUGCCGCUGAAGGCGAUAUGUGAGAGUUUGUGGAAACCCAAUAAUGUGUUCGUCGGGACACUUCAGCAGUGAGCGACUUCCAGUGUCUUUACAAAUAUUUAUUUUCUGUCAAUUACAGUAUGUUGUGUUGGGACCUACUUUCAUUGUAUUUUCAACUUUUGUUUGCUUCAUUAUUUUGUGUCAAUGUAAGAGAUUCAUUCACUUUUCUGAAUCAACUGGAGUAAUUCAUGUUAUCUACUCUGAUAGCAUGGCUCUAAUUAUUUAUUUGUAGUUGUGUUAAUCUACAGUCAGCUAGUCAUUAUAAUAAAUUGUUAAUUACAAAAUGAUAUAUCAGUAUCAAUAUGCAGGCAAUUCAAAGCUUAAGCAAUGAAAUUCUUCACUCAUUCUUCACUAAGUAGUUCAUAUGCGAUUAUCUCAUAGACCAUCGGUUUAUAAUGUAUAAUCAGACACAUGAUUUUCAAUUUAAAACUACAUUUCAUUCAUUAACAAGUGAUAAACAUUACAUCUAUGAAAAAUUAUGACAACUGUGGAAAAUGAUAUGGUAUGAUGCACAUUUUUAGUAACCUGAAUUUUACACGGGGUACAUCUGAUGGAAUAAAAAUAAAAGUACAUACAGGUCACAUGACAUACAGUGAAAUAAAAUAAGUACAUGGUAAAAUAUCAGUAAAAUUAACCUUAAAAUAAGAAAAUAUAUAGUAAACCCAUAUAAGCCAUUAUUAUAGCAUUAAUACUGUAUAAUAUAAAUGUUAUAACCUAUACUGAAGAUCACUACAAACAAAUAACAACAGUCACAUAUUAAACAUUAAUGUGUGCGAGAGAGCAGACCAGAGGAGGUGAGAGCUUCAAAAUUCACUUUGGCUGCCCUGCCAACAAUGCUAUCGAAGAUUCUUGGACACUCUAACGUAGUUGAAAUAGGCAGCAACGUUCGUUCGGAAUGCUUGGUUUUGUGAACUAUAUUUAAAGGGGCCGCAAAACAUCCAGACAUGUCGACCGGUAUCUUUUUGCCGACCUAUCACAAGUAGCCUAUAUACUCAUGAAAUCUUUAAAAUGUGAAAGAAAUGUAUCGAUGGCAGAAAGUAUUUCAAAUUAUGGUUGUUUGUUACCAAAAUAAACAAAAUAAUAUAUAUGGAUCCCUGUAAACAAACAGGGACAUAUAGUAUAUUACGGGUAAACCCUCCACGUCAAUAAUUAGUUUCGCCUUUCUUCUUCUGACACUCACUCGACGUUGUGUCAUUACAAUCGACACAAGGGGCUUCUUUCGACCUCUGAAUAUGAAAAAGGCCAAUGCCAAAUUGGCAAACAGAAUUUGCAUGUCCCGCCCCCGGACAUACGGGUAUAAAAGAUUUUAAAAGACGCAUCUUUUUCAAGAUGCCUUUCCGCCUUUGUGUAGUUCCUGGAUGCGGUAGAUAUCUCUCCGCUUCUGAAGGUUAUAUAUGCUGCCUCACGUGCAUGGGCUGCGAUCAUACUGAGGCAGCGUUUAUGAAUGGUUCACGCCUUCUUCCCAUGGGAUUGAGGCCGACUUGGCUGACGAUGGAGGCAAUUUGGGGAGUUUGACCGGUUCGGCUCACUACCACUAACACUACCUGCUCCCCACUGCUGUGAAGCCCACAAAGUACGUCAAACAUGAUCGUCCCAUUAGUGCCCCUCGUGCAAACGCAUGGUUUAUGCUUUCCAACCCGUCGCGCUGGCUGGCCAGGACCAUCCGACACAGCUACGCGUUUCAGUUUGCCAGGCGUCCGCCCCGUUUCAGCGACAUCCGCAGACAAAACCUGACGGAACAGAUGCACAAUCCCCGCCUGUUAUAUCCAUAUGUCUGGAGGCGGAACAUGCAAAUUCUGUUAGCCAAUUUGGCAUUGGCCUUUUCCAUAUUCAGAGGAAUCCAAGGCUCUCGAAAGAAGCCCCUUGUUUCACUACAAUCGACACAACAUCUCAUUCCCUCCAUCAGGGAAUGGGGGUUACACUAGUAACCUAGACGUUUGGUGGGAACCAAAGUUUACGCUGUUGUGUUCUCUAGACUUCACUAGAGCGGAGCACUUCUAUAUUCCAAUAGGUUGCCGCCGAACCGCAUCAAAGCUCAUUACCAUCAUGUUGCCCGCACUUGAACUUUCCUUUGACGCCCACAAUGGCCAAUACACGUCGGCCAUGGACCCACCACUUCUCGCCGCCAAGAGACUCUGUCUACCAUAGAAAAUUAAUGACUUCCGGUCAUUUUGACGCUCUUGACGCCUCUGGUCUGAAUGCACCAUUAAGCUCUUAUAAGUUCGGUAAAAACACAUCGAUGCCUUCCAUCAAGCAAACUCUCAGUCCUAAAGCGAUGCUGGCCCUAUCACUAAAGACACCUUUAUAAUGCUUGUUCGUAGUCAUUAAAACUUCAAGAUCUAUGUCACUGAAAUAUGGCACGCAUUUCUUCUUAGCGUCUGUUUCCAUUGUGACUCAUGGAUUGGGCGCUCUGCUGAAAAUGCCUUUCUGAGUUCACUGUGAAUGUGCACAGAAUUUCAAACUCAGGUUUGAGUAAACUAACUAAAAUCUGGUAUUCUGGAAUCAAUUCUCAGAUUAAUCAACUAAAAGUUUAGGGUUUGUCAGAGUUGGUUAACUCAGCUUUCUGAUAUGAUGACAGGUGGAUCAUCAGUACUUUUGAAAAAGAGUUUGAAUGGGAUUUAAUUCUGAAUACAUUUAGAACAAUUGUAUUUGUUUUCACUAUAUAACCCAGCUCUACAUCCUACUACCCUUUUACAUAGAAGGACAGCUAAUUCACUACAGGUAAAUGCAAUGUAGCAAAUGAGCCUUUAUGUAAACAUUUCUUUCAAAAGAGCAGUUCUAUUAUUUUAAUUUCUCUAAAUUUCAUACCAAUGACAUACAAUUUCCUGCAGUUUGCUCACUACAAAAACUCUUGACAAUGCCCAUUUCUAUGAUUCCUUAAAGACCUUAAUUGACAGAAACGUAUCCCACAUGAAGUGCAGUGGUAUGGCUUCUCUCCAGUAUGCACUCUCUCGUGUCGUUUUAAGUUGUGUGACAAACUGAAACUCUUUCCACAUUGACUGCAUGUCUAAGGCUUCACUCCAGUGUGAAUUCUCGUGGGAACUUCAAGGGUUCUUUUGAGCAGAAAACACUGUCCACACUGAGGGCAUGUGUAAUGUUUUUCUCCACUGUGAAUUAUUGUGUGUCUCUUAAGAUUUACUUUCUGUGUGAAACGAGUUUUGGCUAGAGUUCUGUUUGCUGAAGAAUUUUUCCCAGUCUGUGAGCAAAUAAAAGAUUCUUCUCCAGUUCUGAUCAGGAUUCUGAUGUUCCUCAAUUUCAUUCAGUUCUUGACUUUCUUCUUUCUCUUCUAUCAGUUCUUGAUUUUCUUUUUUCAGUUCUUGACAUUCUUCUUUCUCUUCUAUCAUUUCAUGAUUUUCUUUUUUCAGUUCUUGACUUUCUUC